AUGGAUACUUCAAAGAAAACUGAUCUACUUUUACUUGGUAAAACCGGUAGUGGUAAAAGCUCCAUUGGCAACUCAAUUCUUGGGAAUAAAGCAUUUAGUACAUCAGGGGAUACGACUUCAGAAACAAAAGACGCCCAGUUUGAAGUUUGCCUUUUUGAAGAUCGACUAAUCCAAGUCGUUGAUGUUCCCGGAACUAAUGAUACCGAAUAUAACAAAACCGAUGCAAUAAAAAUAGUUUCAAAUGCUAUUACGAAAGCAAUGAUAGCGAAUCCUGAAGGAUAUCAUGCAUUUCUAUUUGUUGUUAAGUAUGGUGCACGUCAAACUAGUGAAGAACAAUCUGUAUUAGACGUUUUAAAAGGAAUAAUAGGAAGACGUUUCCUUAAAGACUUUGGCAUCAUUGUUAUGAGUGGUGGAGAUGAUUUUCUAAAUGACAAUGAGGAUAAAAAUCUAACAUUUGAAAAGUACUGUUUGAAGCAAGAGGCGUAUUUUAAGAAGCUUUUAACAGAAUGCAACAAUAGAAUCGUUUUAUUUAAUAAUCGCAUAAAAGAUGAAGCGGUGAGACAGAAACAAGUGAAAGAUUUAGUUACAAUGGUGGACCAACUUCCAUGUAAAGAAAUAGAUAAAUUAAUCAAUGAAAUCAAAAGAAAGGAUAAAGGCACAGGCGCUUUAAACAAAUUACUAGAACAUGUUCAAGGAGAUAAAAAGAUUGUUUGGCAUCUCAUUCAAUACAAUCAAAAAUCCAUUCAGCGGAUAGAAGAGUUUAAAAGGAAGGAAGAAGAAUUAAAAAAUAAAAACAAUGAAGAUAUAAAGAAGAUCAGAGAACAGCUAGCAAGAGAAAGAGAUCGUGCCACAAGAUGUCAAGUUGAAGAAAACAACAGACUUAAAAGUGACAUUUCAAAUCAAAUAGUACUAUACACAGGAAUAAAACAAGAAUCAGAACGGAGUUAUUUUGCACAGAUGGCGGACUUUGCUGUCAGAUUAAGUAUCAGAUUAAGUGAUUCAAUCGGCUGUAGAGGCGCGUUAGCUGGUGCUAUUACAGGAGCAAUAGCUGGUAGUCUAGCAGCAGGUCCCGUUGGUGCAGUUGGUGGUGCUGCCAUUGGCGCUGCAGCAAGUUGUAUGGCUGAAAGAAUAGUAUCAGCAAGACAUAAUUAA
Messenger RNA from Physella acuta, 1152 nucleotides. RefSeq lists its product as uncharacterized. NCBI's taxonomy places the organism in Eukaryota, Metazoa, Mollusca, Gastropoda, Physidae. The record is from RefSeq and is a predicted model, not a curated record. Gene Ontology annotation, molecular function: GTP binding.